This is a messenger RNA of Pseudogymnoascus destructans, 745 nucleotides long. RefSeq lists its product as uncharacterized. The record is from RefSeq and is a predicted model, not a curated record. Lineage: Eukaryota; Fungi; Ascomycota; Leotiomycetes; Thelebolales; Thelebolaceae. Gene Ontology annotation, cellular component: nucleolus. The transcript has 2 exons. Gene Ontology annotation, molecular function: RNA binding. Bases 48 to 731 code for a protein of 227 amino acids.
GGACCAUGAAAAUAAAUUUAUAAAUCAACCACCAAUAUAUUGCCAUAAUGUCAUCAGAGCAUUUCGUCGUGCCGAGGCCGAAAAAGUCGACGUUACCGCCGCAACCAAAGAAAAGAAAGAGAAAUGCUGCAAUCGAGGAGAUCAGUUUCGACGUCGAUGCCAGAGCAGACUAUCUGACCGGUUUCCACAAGCGCAAGGUGGAGCGUAUGAAGAGGGCGCAGGCAGAGAACGAGAAAAAGGCCAAGGAGGAGCGCAUCCUGCAGAGGAAACAGUUACGAGAAGAACGAACACAAGAGCUGAAAGCGCACGUCGCUGCCGUCGAUGCGAUAUUAGCGGAAUCAAAGUCUCCCUUCUUAGAUCAUGAGGAAUCCGGCGAGGAUGGGGAGUGGGAUGGCAUAAAGGAAGAAGCGCCGGCGGAGCCAAUCAAUCACGAAGAAGAAUACAUUGAUGAGGAUCGGUUUACGACGGUGACUGUGGAGGAGGUAGGCGUGUCAAAAGAUGGAUUACAUACAGCAGCAGAGGAUGAGGAGGCAGAGUUAGAGGGGAGGAAGAAGACAGCGGAGGCGGCCAAGGCGGCGAAGUUUGCAAAGGCAAAUCCCAAGAAGCAGUGGCCGAAGAAGGAUAAAAAGAAGCCGUUCAGGUACGAGUCUAAGAUCGAGCGGAAGAUUGGCAGGGCGAAACAGAAGUCUUCGAAUAAGAAGCAGGCGAGCGCUAGGAGAGGCGACGAUUAAGAGUCACGACACGA